AUCAGAUGACAAGUGGAACAGUUACCUCGACAGUAUAAGGACUAGAGGGAGGGCCAGAAAGGGAGAUCUCAGUUGGCCCUACGAAAGUACCACUAGAAGGCCGAAUUUCGAAAAGCGAUUUUCGAACCAUGCUGAGAGACAAAACUUUCCACAUGGAAUUUUUUAAUGAGGCAAAGGCAAAACUUUUGCGAAUGCGAUUUGUCAAUCGCGAAACUAGGGAACCUAUUAAGCACGACCUCUGCGCCAGAGAAAUUUAAGAACAACAGUUGAGUGUACACAGCUUCUGUGGAAAUAGUUGAAAGCUUUGGGGUUCAAGAGCUUGAAAAAAAGCACCUAAACCAGUAUCCACUGGAAAAUUUCUUCGGGCAAAUUUGUGAACACGGAGCAGGAAUAUCACUUCAAGGCGCUUGUUAUCAAUAAUUUGAUGCAUUAUCAUAUGAUGGGGUGCAACGUUCCAAAUCCAAACUCAGAAAGUCGAUGGCUUCAUGUCUUUACUGUGUUACACUUCUAAAAGUCAUACAAAGACCAUUAUUCAAACGAAUCGACGUGAGACGGAAGUCUGUACUAGAUGAAAUUCACACUGACGUGAUUUCUCUGCCCCAAUGGAUUAUGGUCUCCUUUUAUGAGGAAAUCGGGGUACAGGAAAUGGCAGUAUCGUAUCUCCGAAAAGAAGCUCGAACAGAAGUCACCUGUAGAAUCCACAAGAAUGAUUUCGUGGAUAAGUUUCUUCAAAUAAGUGUAGAACAAUAUCUUCGAACAACCAUAGCUUACAUUAAUAGAAUUUUAAGCGGACAGAUAACGAUCUCCACUGAUCAAGCUGAAGAAGCCAAAGCGAAAAAGAAUCUCUUCCUUGCUAGAGCCAUCGCGAACCGCAAAGCAUCUUUGCAUACAAAGAUGGACUCCACUCAUAUCGGUCGGCUUUUACAGGUUUUCAAAAUUUAAUAGUUUUAAAUCGGGUUGCAAAUUUUUGAAUAUUGUAUUGUCAAAUUAUGUAAAAGUUUGUCUCAUUUUUUUAUAUGUAAUAUUAGGCGUCUUUAAAACGUUU
Belonocnema kinseyi is the source of this 1045-nucleotide messenger RNA. RefSeq lists its product as uncharacterized. The transcript has 2 exons. NCBI's taxonomy places the organism in Eukaryota, Metazoa, Arthropoda, Insecta, Hymenoptera, Cynipidae. The record is from RefSeq and is a predicted model, not a curated record. The coding region runs from base 478 to 942 and encodes 154 amino acids.